Molecule: messenger RNA, 4572 nt
Organism: Ylistrum balloti
Lineage: Eukaryota; Metazoa; Mollusca; Bivalvia; Pectinida; Pectinidae
Product: multiple epidermal growth factor-like domains protein 6
Exons: 6
Coding region: 1-4572 (1523 amino acids)
Biological process (GO): cell communication
Cellular component (GO): membrane
Molecular function (GO): scavenger receptor activity; calcium ion binding
Source: RefSeq, a predicted model, not a curated record
AUGUCAACUAUUACCAUCAUCACAACACACAUCUUCAUCCGGGUUAGUAUUAAUCAAAGGUCAACUAUUAUAGUUCUCACAACACACACAACAUCCGGACUAAACCUGGCUUACGAGGUGUUCAGAAGUGCAUGCACACCACAUCCGGAACAACAUCGUGUGUGUAAUCAAGAUGGCCGCUUAGUAUGCGAGAAGGACCGCUACGGACCGAACUGUGACAGGGUUUGUGAACCAACCGACCAUGGAACCUGUGAUAAGCUGGGACAGUUGGUCUGUAACGACAACUACUACGGAGUCAAAUGUGACAUACACUGCCUGCCUACUGAACAUAAAAUGUGUGAUAAUGGUGACAACCUGCGAUGUCGUCCGAACUAUUACGGGCCGCAGUGUGAUGUUCACUGUAUAUCAACGUCCAACGGAAGAUGUGAUCAGCACGGAAACCUACGAUGUUUACCGAAAUACUACGGAACAAACUGUAACGUAUACUGCGAAGCUACGGGGAAUACAAACUGUACCAAGACCGGAAGAAAAGUAUGUAAAGAUUUCUUUUAUGGAACAAAUUGUGAAUACCGUUGUGGAUCCACCAUCUCAUCACAUUUCACCCGGAAUACCGAAGGAUCGCUAGUUUGUACAAGUGACUUUUAUGGCCCAUGUUGUAACCUGACGUGUCCACAGCAUGGUCACUGUAACGGUACUUACCUCGUCUGUAAUACAGGAUAUUUCGGAUCCACGUGCGAAAAGCAUUGCCUGUCAACUGACCACGGUACAUGCGACUCUAACGGACAUUUAGUAUGUGAUGUCAAUUUUUAUGGAUUAUCGUGUGGCGUAGCAUGUGUUCCGUCUGAACAUAAGGUAUGUGACAAUAAUGGAACGCUAACAUGUGAUAGAGAUUACUACGGAGAUUCGUGUGAUGUUUUCUGUUCUGUUCCCAAUGGUCAUGGUGUUUGUAAUAGUUCUGGACAACCUCUGUGUAACCAAGCAUUCUACGGCUCGAGCUGUAACCAGUCAUGUCCUGUGAAAGCAAACGGACAUUGCAUGACCAACGGAAUCGUGGUUUGUGACAAAAAUUAUUUCGGACCCUUAUGCGAAACUUUCUGUGAGGUUCCAGAUAAUCACCAUGGAAAGUGCGGCAACACAGGAAUAGCGCAUUGUUUUGGUCCAUACUACGGUAAAAAUUGUACACAUACAUGUCCUGUAACAAAGAAUGGACAUUGUCUUUCCAACGGCACGGUGGUGUGUUCUUCGUCUUAUUAUGGCCAAACAUGUGAAAUACACUGUACCAACGUUCCGCAUGGAACAUGUGAUAGCCUCGGUACUCUACGCUGUAACAACAACUACUACGGGACCAAGUGUAAUCGCAAGUGCGUACCGGCAGAUCAUGGAAAGUGCUCUCCUGACGGAAUACUUAUUUGUAAUCCAACAUACUACGGUGACACAUGUGAUAUUCUUUGCAUUAAUGUGACACAUGGAAGCUGUGACGUCACGGGAAAAUUACAGUGUGACCUCCAAUACUUUGGACCAGGGUGUGAUGUCCAUUGCGUGAAUACCACACAUGGAAGCUGUGACGUCAGCGGGAAUCUAAAGUGUGACCUCCAAUACUAUGGUCCCUCAUGUGAUGUCUACUGUGUCAAUGUGACACAUGGGAGCUGUGACGUCAGCGGGAAUCUACAGUGUGACCUCCAAUACUAUGGUCCCUCAUGUGAUGUCUACUGUGUCAAUAUGACACAUGGAAGCUGUGACGUCACGGGAAAAUUACAGUGUGACCUCCAAUACUUUGGACCAAGGUGUGAUGUCCAUUGCGUGAAUACCACACAUGGACGCUGUAACGUCAGCGGGAAUUUGCAGUGUGAACUCCAAUACUAUGGACCAGGAUGUGAUGUCUACUGUGUCAAUAUGACACAUGGAAGCUGUGACGUCACGGGAAAAUUACAGUGUGACCUCCAAUACUUUGGACCAAGGUGUGAUGUCCAUUGCGUGAAUACCACACAUGGAAGCUGUGACGUCAGCGGGAAUCUACAGUGUGACCUCCAAUACUUUGGACCAAGGUGUGAUGUCCAUUGCGUGAAUACCACACAUGGAAGCUGUGACGUCACUGGGAAUCGACAGUGUGACCUCCAAUACUAUGGUUCCUCAUGUGAUGUCUACUGUGUCAAUGUGACACAUGGGAGCUGUGACGUCAGCGGGAAACUGCAGUGUGACCUCCAAUACUAUGGUCCCUCAUGUGAUGUCUACUGUGUCAAUAUGACACAUGGAAGCUGUGACGUCACGGGAAAAUUACAGUGUGACCUCCAAUACUUUGGACCAAGGUGUGAUGUCCAUUGCGUGAAUACCACACAUGGAAGCUGUGACGUCAGCGGGAAUCUACAGUGUGACCUCCAAUACUUUGGACCAAGGUGUGAUGUCCAUUGCGUGAAUACCACACAUGGACGCUGUGACGUCAGCGGGAAUCUGCAGUGUGAACUCCAAUACUAUGGACCCAUGUGUGACGUCAGGUGCAUAGAGGUGGUACAUGGUCAUUGUUCGUUAAAUGGCUCCUUAUUUUGUGAUGAGGAAUUUUUCGGUUCGAAUUGCUCGCAGAAAUGUCAUAUUGAAAAUGUUGAAGGCAGGAGGAAUGGUCAUUGUGUCACCAAUGUCGGCCCCUUAUGUGAUCCAGGGUUUGAAGGACAACACUGCGAAGUAAAUAUCAACGAAUGUCUGAAUGUCACCUGCUACAAUGGCGGAAGUUGUGUUGACAACAUUAACUCCUACGCAUGCGUGUGUACCACAGGAUUUUCCGGAACCAACUGUGAGAUUGAAACAGGCCACUGUAGAAGUAGCCCAUGCUACAAUAACGGUACAUGUGUUAAUAGAAUUGGAUCAUUCGCUUGUCUGUGUGAAUCCGCUUACACAGGUAAUUUAUGUCACAUAAAACUGUCUACUACUUUAGAGACGACGAGGUCAUCUAAUGGUACCACUACAUCGAAGAUCUCUACUUCUCCGCCUACAACAACGAUCUCUUCUACUCCAGGUAAAACAAAAACUUUUACUACUCCAUCCACUGCAAAUACGACUCCAGGUACGUUAACGACCUCUUCUGCUCCAGGUACACCAAAUGCCUCCAUUACUCCUACUACAACUAAAAUAUCUACUACCCUAACUACUACACAGACCUCUACUACUCCAACUACUAUAGAGACCUCUACUACUCCAACUACUACAGAGACCUCUACUACUCCAACUACUACACAGACUUCUACUACUCCAACUAGUACAGAGACCUCUGCUACUCCAACUACUACACAGACUUCUACUACUCCAACUACUACAGAGACCUCUACUACUCCAACUAGUACAGAGACCUCUACUACUCCAACUACUACACAGACUUCUACUACUCCAACUACUACACAGACUUCUACUACUCCAACUACUACAAAGACCUGUACUACUCCAACUACUACAGAGACCUCUACUACUCCAACUUCUACACAGACCUCUACUACUCCAACUACUUCACAGACCUCUACUACUCCAACUAGUACAGAGACCUCUACUACUCCAACUACUACAGAGACCUCUACUACUCCAACUUCUACACAGACCUCUACUACUCCAACUACUACAGAUACCUCUACUACUCCAACUACUACAAAGACCUCUACUACUCCAACUACUUCACAGACCUCUACUACUCCAACUACUACAGAGACCUCUACUACUCCAACUACUACAGAGACCUCUACUACUCCAACUUCUACACAGACCUCUACUACUCCAACUACUACAGAGACCUCUACUACUCAAACUACUACAGAGACCUCUACUACUCCAACUACUACACGGACUUCUACAACUCCAACUACUACAGAUACUUCUACUACUCCAAUCACUAUAGAGACUUCUACUACUCCAACUACUACACAGACCUCUACUACACCAACUACUACACAGACCUCUACUACUCCAACUACUCCACAGACCUCUACUACUCCAACUAGUACAGAGACCUCUACUACUCCAACUACUACAGAGACCUCUACUACUCCAACUACUACACAGACUUCUACUACUCCAACUUCUACACAGACCUCUAUUACUCCAACUUCAACAAAGACCUCUACUACUCCAACUUCUACACAGACUUCUACUACUCUCAAACUACUACAAAAACCUCUACUACUCAAACUACUAAAAUAUCAACGGGUGAGCCAACACUCAACCUUGAAACUCUCUGUCUCCUGUGAUGGCAAAUCUCUCAGCACAAGCGAAAUCUAUGCGGAGGUUUACAGAGCGCCGGAUGCCAUAUUUCCACUCCCGUUGAUAAACACCAACCCACAAACUACCGACCCACCUGCAAGACAAUCAGGAGACUGGUUGGAAAAGAACUGGAAAAUCCUCCUUGGGGCAUCUCUGGGCGUGACUGUCAUUCUGUUUAUCAUAGUAGGAGUACAGCUCGGGAAAAGGUCUAGAAGACGGUAUAGGAAUGGAGCCCAGGAAAUAGAAGAAGUAUUUGAUAAUGUGCACAGUAACCCUUUGUAUGCGAACUCGUCAGAGCAGGUUAUAAAACUACGAGAAUUUGAAUACGAGGCUUGA